AACACAAGAAAGAAAUUCAGGUUUGGUUUUCAGGUUGCAGUAUAUAAAUAAUACUCCAGACUUGAAUGGAACCAAUUAAUUUACAUGUUUUACACUGCAGUAUUACGAACGUAUUAAGUUAUAUAGGUGUUAAUAGCCCAUUAAUCAGGUUGAGAGCUAAUAAAUUGCAUCGUAUUGAAUGAAAACUUCUCAUUUUGAUGCAGUGUUUUUCAGGAAUGCAGAAUACGUUUCCAGACAUUCACCAUCUUCACCUUUGACCUGUGAUGGACUAACUACCAUCAUUUUAUGACAUUUUAUGUUUUAGCCUUUGAAUCUGAUGGCUCCUCAGCUUCUGUGAUGAUAGUAAAGCCUCCACAAGACAGCAUCUCAGAGAAAGCAGUAGUUCAUCUGGACACACAGACAGCAAUCAUGGUGAAGAAGUUUUCUGUGGACUGGCUCGCACAAAGCUUUCACGGUUCGCCGCCUCAAGAUGUUCUGGAGCCGGAGAAAGAGACGCGCAGGCCACACGUGCCGUGCGUGGUUCAACCGAGACCUCCAACAUCACAUGACAAGGUUUAUUUGCAGCCAAAACCAAAGGUUAACACAGCUGAACAGAAACCAGAGACCGUUAAAGAGGAGGUCACAACUCCGGCUACGCAAAGAAGCUGCUCAUCUCCAAGCUUUUCAGAAAACAGCGGCUAUUCGUCUGGUUAUGAGAGCGAAGCGGCCGCGUCUGAAUGCGCUUCCAUCGAAGACGCGGCGACGCGAAGAAUCAGAACCAAAUUCACUCCGGAGCAGAUCGACAAACUGGAGAAAAUCUUCAGCAAGCACAAAUACUUGGAGGCGGGAGAGAGAGUGAAAACAGCUUUGAAACUCAACCUGUCCGAAACUCAGGUCAGAACUUGGUUCCAGAACCGCAGGAUGAAGCUGAAGCGGGAAGUGCAGGAGAUGCGCGCUGACUAUCUGCUGCCUAAGAUGGUUCUUCCGCACGUGCUUCCGGUUCAGUACCACUGCUACGACAGACAGCGACUUCCGUUUCCGCCUCACGGCGCGCUGAUGCAGCAGAUGAUGCCGCUGGCUCCUCAUCACCAGCUCAUCUGUCUUCAGCAGCAUUACUACUGA
This is a messenger RNA of Sinocyclocheilus anshuiensis, 1101 nucleotides long. It is a transcript of the gene vox, whose product is annotated as ventral homeobox. The coding region runs from base 286 to 1101 and encodes 271 amino acids. The transcript has 4 exons. Gene Ontology annotation, molecular function: DNA binding. The record is from RefSeq and is a predicted model, not a curated record. Lineage: Eukaryota; Metazoa; Chordata; Actinopteri; Cypriniformes; Cyprinidae.